Messenger RNA from Purpureocillium lilacinum, 1869 nucleotides. Its product is annotated as TOM (translocase of outer membrane) complex component. Gene Ontology annotation, cellular component: mitochondrial outer membrane. Lineage: Eukaryota; Fungi; Ascomycota; Sordariomycetes; Hypocreales; Ophiocordycipitaceae. Gene Ontology annotation, molecular function: protein-transporting ATPase activity; protein binding. Gene Ontology annotation, biological process: protein insertion into mitochondrial inner membrane; protein import into mitochondrial matrix. The record is from RefSeq and is a predicted model, not a curated record.
AUGUCGAAUCCGCUCCCGUCGAUGCCUCCGGGCCGGCCAACGGCUAUUCCUGUCGACGCCCCCUCGUCCACAUGGGAUCGCAUCACCUCCUGGGUCUCGGAAAACAAGGCCGUUGUGUACACUAUCGCCGGUGUUGCUGUCGUCGUCACGGGCGCCGGCGUUGUCUACUACCUGAACUCCGACUCGAAGUCCAAGGCCGACUCAGCUCCCAAGCUCAGCAAGAAGGAGAGGCGAAAGCGAAAAGAGGCCGAGCGCAAGGCCGCCGAGUCCAAGGAAGCUCCCACCACCACAUCCGAGUCCAAAGCCGCUACGGUCCAGAGCGAAUCCGAACUGCCCGACGUCGACGAGCAGUCUGUCUUGAGCUUGACCCAGGAGCAGCGCGAAGAGUAUGCGGCCAAGCUUAAGCAGGCAGGCAACAAGGCCUAUGGCGAUAAGGCGUACAACAAGGCCAUUGACCUGUACUCCAAGGCCAUUCUCUGCAAGCCCGAUCCCGUCUUCUACUCCAACAGGGCCGCCUGCUACAGCGCCAUGAGCGAAUGGGACAAGGUCGUCGAAGACACCACCGCCGCCAUCAACAUGGACCCGGAGUACGUCAAGGCCAUUAACCGCCGAGCGACUGCCUACGAGCACCAGAAGAUGUACUCCGAGGCUCUCCUCGACUUCACGGCCUCGUGCAUCAUCGACAACUUCAAGAGCGACUCCACUGCCCAGGCCGUCGAGAGACUGCUCAAGACCUUUGCUGAGCAUAGGGCAAAGGAGAUGAUGGCUUCCCGACCGCCCAAGCUGCCCAGCCCCAUCUUCGUUGGCAACUACCUGCAGAGCUUCCGGCAAAAGCCUCGGCCCGCAGACCUCGACGACUCGAUCGAACUCGACCUCGAGACGGGCAACGGCCAGCUGCAGCACGGCCUUCAGGGCCUCGAGAAGAAGACGGCGGACGGAUAUGAGGAGGCCAGACUGGCGUUCGAGAAGGCUCUGGAGCUCGGAGACCUCGGCGAGCACGAGGCUCUCGCCUACAACCUGCGUGGCACCAUGCGAACCCUCUUGGGCAACCACGCCGAGGCGACCAAGGAUUUUGACAAGAGCAUCGAGCUUGACCCGACCAUGGUCCAAAGCUACAUCAAGCGCGCCAGCAUCAGCCUGGAGCUCGGUGAGCCGGACAAGGCAGAGGCCGAGUUCGCCAAGGCCCUGGAGCAGAACAAGGACGACCCGGACGUUUACUACCACCGCGCCCAGGCCAACUUCAUCAAGGGCGACCUCGCCGAGGCCCAGAAGGACUACCAGAAGUCGAUUGACCUGGACAAGGACUUCAUCUUCUCUCACAUCCAGCUUGGCGUGACCCAGUACAAGAUGGGCUCCAUCGCCUCCUCCAUGGCCACCUUCCGCCGGUGCAUCAAGAACUUCCCCAAGGUGCCGGAUGUCUACAACUACUACGGCGAACUGCUGCUUGACCAGGGCAACUUUGCCGAGGCCGUUGAGAAGUUCGACACCGCCAUGGAGAUGGAGAAGCAGUCCAAGCCCAUGUCCAUGAACGUGCUUCCCCUCAUCAACAAGGCGCUGGCCCUCUUCCAGUGGAAGCAGGACUUUAAGGAGGCGGAGAAGCUUUGCCAGAAGGCACUGAUUAUCGAUCCGGAGUGCGACAUUGCCGUGGCCACCAUGGCUCAGCUCCUGCUUCAGCAGAACAACGUGACCGAGGCGCUGAAGUACUUUGAGCGCGCGGCUGAGCUGGCCCGCACCGAGGGCGAGAUCGUCAACGCUCUUUCUUACGCCGAGGCGACCAGGACGCAGGUUCAGGUGACGGAGAAGUACCCCAAGCUGGCAGCCAAGCUGGCUGGAGGCGGCGGCCCCCCGGGAUUCCGCAUGGGCGCUUAA